Ustilaginoidea virens is the source of this 693-nucleotide messenger RNA. RefSeq lists its product as uncharacterized. Bases 1 to 693 code for a protein of 230 amino acids. The transcript is spliced from 3 exons. The record is from RefSeq and is a predicted model, not a curated record. Gene Ontology annotation, cellular component: nucleus; cytoplasm. Lineage: Eukaryota; Fungi; Ascomycota; Sordariomycetes; Hypocreales; Clavicipitaceae.
AUGGACAAGAUCCCCCUCAACUACGAAGCCUCCGGCGGCGACACCCACAAGCAAGUCACAACCCGCCUCCCCGAGCCCGUCGUCCAGUGCCUCCAGAAUGCUCGCUUCCUUCACCUUGCCACCUGCAGGGACAACGUGCCCAACGUGUCGCUCAUGAACUACACGUACCUGCCCUCGUCGCCGUACUCGUCCCUGCCCGUCAUCAUCAUGACGACGAACCCGCGGUCGCGCAAGACGGCCAAUAUAAUCAGCAACCCGGACGUGUCGCUCCUCGUCCACGACUGGGUAUCUCACAGACCGCCAACCCAGAGUCGCCGCAUGUCCGGGGGCUCCCCAGGACCCGAGCACCGUUCCAGCCUGGCCUCGCUGCUGCUCAACCUCAACUCCACGGCCGUGUCCAGCAUCAGCGCCACCAUUGGAGGCGCGGCGCGCCUGGCACCCUCUGGCUCCGACGAGGAAAAGUUCUACACGGAGCAGCACCUCGCCAACAACACCUUUGAGGAGGGGGAUGCCCUCUCUCUCCAGGAUACCAACUCGGGCGACGCCAAUACCCAAGGGAGCCAUUUCGUAGCUGGAGAGGAGGUCCGCGUCAUCGUCGUCGACAUCAAGGACAUCCGCAUCAGUGACUGGAAAGGGACCGUUCGUGACUGGGCAUUGCAGCCAGAUGCCGUUGGACUGUCCAACGGCGACUAG